AUGAAUCGUCAUUCUCUUCCAAUUGUCAAAGCACACUUAUGGAGGUAUGGCAUGUCAGUGGUUUAUCACACAUGGAUAUAUCAUGGGGAACAAUUUGGGAUACAAAGACAAGAUUCACCUCCUACAACUACUCAAGAGGCACCUCGACUCGAUGAUUAUACAUUUAAUAUUUUAAAUGAUGCUUUCCCUCGAGAUAUUGACAUAGAUGAAGAUUUGGUAGAGGAAGAUGACAUGUUGGGAGGUACUGAAGAUGUGGGGGAUGAUAUGACCAAUAUGCAUUGGGUUGAAACUGAUAAGUAUGAGAAAUUGGUAGCUGAAGCUGAGCGAGAAUUGUUUCCUGGUUGCAAUGCAUCAGUUUUGACAGCAAUGGUACAAUUCAUGCAUGCAAAGGUACUUAAUCAUUGGAGUAACAAGUCAUUUGAUACAAUGUUAGAAAUACUUAGUGAUAUUUCUCCUAAACCUCAUAACAUUCCUCCAUCGUUCUAUGCUGCUAAUAAGAUGUUGAAAGAUUUGGGUUUGGGCCAUGAAAAAAUCGAUGCAUGUGUGUAUGAUUGUGCUUUGUUUUACAAAGAGCAUGAAGGGAAAGAUAAAUGUCCAGUGUGUGAUGAGCCGAGGUAUAAGCCUAGUACUAGUAAAAAGAAAAGCAAGGUACCCCAAAAAGUGUUGCGCUACAUUCCUCUGAAGCCAAGAUUACAAAGAUUGUUUAUGUCAAAUCAUACAGCUGGUCACAUGAGGUGGCAUAAGGAUAAAAAGGUUGAUGAGGAAGGUAUUAUGAGGCAUCCAGCCGAUUCCAUUGCAUGGAAGGAGUUUGACAAGAUGUACCCUCAGUUUGCUGAAGAUCCACGAAAUAUUAGGUUAGGGCUUGCAACGGACGGGUUUAACCCAUUCGGGAAUAUGAGCACAUCUUAUAGUAUGUGGCCUGUGAUGGUGGUUCCAUACAAUCUACCACCUUGGAUGUGUAUGAAAGAACAAUAUUCGAUACUGAGUUUGCUUAUUCCAGGCCCUAAAGCACCAGGCAAGGAACUUGAUGUGUAUUUGCGUCCGUUAAUUGAUGAGCUAAAGGAGUUGUGGGAACAAGGUGUCCAAACUUAUGAUAAGCUUUCUAAUACUAUAUUUAACAUGCGUGCAGCUGUAAUAUGGACAAUCAACGACUUUCCUGCUUAUGGAAAUUUAUCUUGUUGGAGUACAAAAGGUUAUAAGGCAUGUCCGGUAUGCCUUGAGGAUACAACGUCUACGAAGUUGAGAAAUAAAAUUUGUUAUAUGGGGCACCGUCGCUACUUAAAAAAGAAUCACCCAUGGCGUAAAGAUUGUCAAAAUUUUGAUGGAAGCAUUGAGAUGAGGGAUCCCCCUAGAGAAUUCUCUGGUGAAGACAUUUUGCUUCAGUUGAACCAACUUAUGCAGCGUAAGGUUGGUAAACACCCUGAUAAUUUGGACAGAAAGAGAAAGCGGACACCUAUGGAGUUAAAUUGGACAAAUAAGAGCAUUUUCUUCGAAUUAGAGUAUUGGUCCAAGCUGAAAAUCAGACAUAACUUGGAUGUAAUGCAUAUUGAGAAGAAUAUAUGCGAUAACAUUGUUGGGACAUUGUUGAACAUAGAAGGAAAAACAAAAGACACACCCAAUGCACGCUUGGAUUUGAAAGACAUGAAUAUAAGAACGAAUCUGCAUUUAGAUAAAGAUGAAAAUGGAAAGAUAAAGAAGUAUCUUGCAGAAUAUACAUUAGAACCAGCUGAUCGUCGAGCGUUUUGUGAAUUCUUAAAAUUUAUUAAAUUUCCAGAUGGGUAUGCAGCCAAUAUAUCACGAAAUGUCAAAAAUGGGAAGAUCUCAGGUUUGAAGACUCAUGAUUGUCACGUUCUAUUGCAACGAAUUUUACCUGUUGGAAUCCGACCAUACCUAAGAAAAGAAGUAUGUGCACCACUUGUAGAAUUGUCAAGUUUUUUCCAACAAAUUUGUGCAAAGACGUUGAAUGUUGUAGAUCUGGACAGGUUAGAGGUUGACAUUGUUUUAAUUCUCUGCAAGCUUGAGAAAAUCUUUCCGCCAGCGUUCUUUGAUGUCAUGGUUCAUUUGGCUUAUCAUUUACCACGUGAGGCAAAACUUGGGGGACCAAUAGGGUAUCGAUGGAUGUACCCAAUAGAGAGGUAA
This is a messenger RNA of Prunus avium (sweet cherry), 2139 nucleotides long. Lineage: Eukaryota; Viridiplantae; Streptophyta; Magnoliopsida; Rosales; Rosaceae. The record is from RefSeq and is a predicted model, not a curated record.